AUGAAAUUUUCAAAUAUUGCAACCAUUGCUACCACUUUAUUUGGUAUUUCAUUAGCUGAUGUUAAUUAUGUUUAUGUUACUCAAACUCGUCAAGUUACAAAAUAUGCUACCGUAACUUUUGGAGGUCAAGAAACUGUUGCUCCUGUUGCUACUGAACCAGCAACUACUGCAGAAAUUCCAGCUCCAAGUGAAUCAACUUGGAUUUUUUCUACUAAUGUUUUAGGUCAAGAUAUUGUUUUCACAAGUGUUGUUAACUUAAAUCAACUUGGAGGAGCUGUUGUUAAUUUAUUUAAUGAACAUGUUAUUGUUCAAAGUGGUGAUUCAUUUAGUACAAAAACUUUAUUAGUCCAAGCUAAUCCAACUACUUUAUUGACUUCAACCCUUGGUGAUGACAACGUUGCUUCAGAAUCAGCUGCUGAAACUGUUGCUCCAAUUGCUUCUGUUGCAACUACUUUAACUUCAUCACAAAUACAACCAACCAUUGAAGCAGAAAGUGCUACCUCACAAGAAGAAACUACUGUUGCUCCAAGCUCCACCUCAUUAGGAGAAACUACUGUUGCUCCACAACCUACUUUAGCAAAAACAACUUCAAAACAACAACCAACUACUACAUCAUCAACUAAAGCAGCAGCAACUACUACUUCCUCAUCAUCAGGAUUAGAUUCAUUUGCUCAAUCAAUAUUAGACGCACAUAAUCAAAAAAGAGCAUUACAUGGUGUACCAGCUUUAUCAUGGGAUCAAACCCUUUCCAAUUAUGCUCAAAACUAUGCAAACAAAUAUGAUUGCUCAGGAAGUUUAAGUCAUUCAGGUGGUCCAUAUGGAGAAAAUUUAGCUGUUGGUUAUAAAGAUGGUGUUUCAGCAUUAAAUGCUUGGUAUGAUGAAAUCAAAGAUUACACAUGGAAUAAUCAAUUCUCAAGUGCUACGGGACACUUCACUGCUGUGGUUUGGAAAUCUACUAGCAAACUUGGUUGUGCAAACAAACAAUGUGGUUCUGGUCUUUACGUUAUCUGUUCAUAUUCAGACUCAGUUCCAAAUUUAGUUGGUGCUUUUGCACAAAAUAUUCUAAAUAAUAAAUCGUCAUCUACUAAAACUAUUCAGUCAGAUGAAGAUCAUAUGCCCAAAUAUAUAAUUGAAAAUGGGUUAAGAAAAGUGGUUCCGUAUCAUAUGAACUAUCAAACUCAUGUAAAACAAAGAUGGGUUGGUAAAACUAUAAUUGAUGUAUACACAAAUGAUUUUGGUGAGACUAAACAAGGUAUAAUUCAAGAUAUUAAUGAAGAUAAAUUAUAUAUCGUCAAUAAUGUGGGGGUAACUUUACCAAGUGUUACAAUAAAAGGGUUAAAUAUAUUGAAUGUAAGGAAGAUCGAGAACAAAGAUGUCAUAUAUCAUACAAAACAUAAACAUGAACCGAUGAUUCCAUGGGUUGAAAAAAUUCCAAUAGUAUUUGAGAAUGAUGAAAUUUUAGUAGUUGAUAAACCGUCGGGCAUACCAACUCAUCCCUCAGGAAAUUACAUGUAUAACAGUUUAUCUGAAAUGAUCAAAGAACAAUUAAAGUUAAACUCAAUUUGGACUUGUCAUAGAUUGGAUAAAGCAACAAGUGGGAUUUUAAUUUUAUGUAAAGCUAGAGAAUCUGCUAUAAAAUAUCUGAACUUGUUAUUGGAUAAGAAAAAUAAUGUUACAAAAACAUAUUUGGCAAGAGUUAAAGGAGAGUUUCCAGUAGGUGUUAAAACUUAUACUUGUCCUAUAUUCAUUGUAAAUAUGAAUGGAUAUCUAGCACCAGGUGAUUUAACAAAAUUACCAACAAACACAACCACAAUUUUUGAAAGAAUACGGUAUAAUAAAGAACUAGAUGAGAGUAUAGUAAAAUGCAUACCGGUCACUGGUAAGUUCCAUCAAAUUAGAAUACAUUUGAGAAAUUUGGGAUACGCUAUAUCAAAUGAUGAUUAUUAUAGACCGGAUGAUAGUCUACCAUCUACUUAUAUUGAAAAAUCUAAUAUAGAAAAAGGACUAUACAAAUUGUUAUUUACACAGUAUCCCCAAUUUGCAUCAUUUUCAGGUGAAUCAAACCCCGAAACAAUAAAUUUGUUAGAUCUUAUUAAAUGGGACACCAAUACUACCCUAGUGAACCGCCUCUUUUCACUUAAACUGAGUCAUUCACAAAUCCUAUCAACAAAAAAGCUGUCAAUUUGUUCCACUUGUUAUAGACCAAUAUUUGAUGAAGAUAUGAAUGGAAAUUCAAACAUUUAUCUACAUGCAUUAAGUUUCGAAUAUGAUGAUCAUAAAUUUGAAACUGAGGUUCCAAAUUGGGCAAAUAUAUAA
Messenger RNA from Lodderomyces jiufengensis, 2316 nucleotides. RefSeq lists its product as uncharacterized. The transcript is spliced from 2 exons. Bases 1 to 2316 code for a protein of 771 amino acids. Gene Ontology annotation, cellular component: extracellular region. NCBI's taxonomy places the organism in Eukaryota, Fungi, Ascomycota, Pichiomycetes, Serinales, Debaryomycetaceae. Gene Ontology annotation, molecular function: pseudouridine synthase activity; RNA binding. Gene Ontology annotation, biological process: pseudouridine synthesis. The record is from RefSeq and is a predicted model, not a curated record.